AUGGAGUUCUAUGAACCCUAUCAUGAUCGUUUCAGCUCUAAAACUCACGAUCACCAAGUCACCAAACCCCUCGACCUUUUCCCAAACGAGCCUCUACCACUAAUAAGUUGUUUGCAUCGUUCACCUGAACCAGCAGCAUCUAAAUCUAAUAGCCAUUAUGAUCAUCGAAACCCUAAUAAUAAUAAACCACGUAGAUCAGACGAUGAAAAUGACGAUGUCACUGUGGCUUUGCACAUUGGUCUUCCGGAAUACUACUCAUCAGAAUCAGACCAUGCAGGCAUCAUCACGAACCCGAAUAAUAUUGAAACUGCAGCACUGUCAAACGACGUCGUCACAGUCCAGGAGUACUGGAUUCCAACUCCAGAACAAAUACUCGUUGGCUUCACUCACUUUUCUUGCCAUGUUUGCUUCAAAACAUUUAACCGCUACAACAAUCUUCAGAUGCACAUGUGGGGGCAUGGAUCAGAGUACCGAAGAGGGCCAGAGUCGCUCAAGCAGCAGGUAAGUCAAUCGCGGGUGAUGCUAGGAAUACCAUGCUAUUGUUGCGCAGAAGGGUGUAAGAACAACAAAGAGCACCCGCGAGCCAAGCCCUUAAAGGACUUUCGAACACUACAAACUCACUACAAACGGAAGCAUGGGAUCAAACCCUUCACCUGUCGAAAAUGUGGCAAGCUUUUGGCUGUGAAAGGGGACUGGAGAACCCAUGAAAAGAACUGUGGCAAACGCUGGCUUUGCAUUUGUGGUUCUGAUUUUAAGCACAAAAGAUCACUUAAAGACCAUAUUAAAGCCUUUGGUUCUGGUCAUACCCCCUUCCCACCUACGUCGUCCUUUUAA
Messenger RNA from Humulus lupulus (European hop), 834 nucleotides. Its product is annotated as protein TRANSPARENT TESTA 1. Lineage: Eukaryota; Viridiplantae; Streptophyta; Magnoliopsida; Rosales; Cannabaceae. The record is from RefSeq and is a predicted model, not a curated record. Bases 1 to 834 code for a protein of 277 amino acids. Gene Ontology annotation, biological process: anatomical structure development; regulation of gene expression. The transcript has 2 exons. Gene Ontology annotation, molecular function: DNA-binding transcription factor activity. Gene Ontology annotation, cellular component: nucleus.